This is a messenger RNA of Phytophthora nicotianae INRA-310, 756 nucleotides long. RefSeq lists its product as hypothetical. The transcript has a single exon. Gene Ontology annotation, cellular component: precatalytic spliceosome. The coding region runs from base 38 to 637 and encodes 199 amino acids. The record is from RefSeq and is a predicted model, not a curated record. Lineage: Eukaryota; Oomycota; Peronosporomycetes; Peronosporales; Peronosporaceae.
UGUCCAUUUUUCACACGGAACAAGUUGCCCAACGACCAUGAACGCGACGGACCCUGGUGCGCAGAGCGUGCACGGAGUGAACCCGCAGACGCUGGUGGAGAAGAUCAUGCGUAAUCGCAUCUACGCCAGUAUAUACUGGAAGGAGCAGUGCUUCGGUCUCACGGCUGAGACGUUGGUGGAUAAGGCCGUAGAGCUCCAAGAGUUUGGAGGCACGUUUGGUGGCAACCAGCAGCCCACGCACUUCCUGUGUCUUUUACUUAAAAUGUUGCAGUUGCAGCCCGAGCUGGAGGUCGUGAAGCAGUUUAUCGAGAACGAGGACUACAAGUAUGUGACGGUAUUGGGAGCUGUAUACUUGCGGUUGGUGGGCAAACCUCUGGAAGUUUAUACGCUGCUAGAGCCACUGCUUAGUGACUACCGCAAGAUUCGCAAGCGCAACGUCAUCGGCUGGGAGAUCACACAUGUUGACGAGAUUGCCGACGCUCUCCUUCAUGAAGAAUACUAUAUUGACUUGGCUCUACCUAGAUUGGCGGACAGGGAGCUGCUAGAGAAGAACGAGGGGUUGGCGCCGAGAAGGAGUCCGCUCGAAGACGAACUGGAUGCGGAUAGCGAUAGUAGCAGUAGUGACGAGGAUGAGUAAAUGAAGUUUGGUGACGAUGAUCCAGCAUUAGAUCGAUUUUAUGAAUGUAUUCAAAGUUGAACUUACAGCCCCGAGUUCACCGCCAUGAUCGCCACAGUGGACAAAACAGUGCUACCGGA